AUGAUUUCUAAGGGUUGUGAAGCAUUUCUGGCCUACAUACUGGAUACUUGGGAAUUUGGGUUGAAGUUGGAUCAAGUAUCUGUUGUCAAUAAAUUUGAAGAUGUAUUUCCUGAAGAAUUACCAAGUUUACCACUAGAACGUGAAGUUGAAUUUGUUAAUGAUUUGAUACUGGGAACUAUGCCGAUAUCAAUUCCAUCGUAUAGAAUGGCGCCAACUGAGUUGAAUGAACUUAAAGCACAGUUGAAAGAAUUAUUAGACAGAGGUUUUAUUCAUCCGAGUGUGUCUCCUUGGGGUGUGCCAGUGCUAUUUGUGAAAAAGAAAGAUGAUGGGAUGCGUGUUGACCCAAGUAAGAUCUCGACUAUUACCAACUGGAAAGCACCGAAAAAUGUCGUGAAGAAGAUGUUGACAGAAGCUCCUGUAUUAACAUUACCUGAAUCUGGGAAUGAAUUUUUUAUUUAUAGUGAGGCAUCACUUGGUGGAUUGGGAUGUGUGUUAAUGCAGAAUGGAAAGAUCUGGCGUCAUUACCUUUACAAUGAAAAGUGCCAGAUUUUUACAGAUCAUAAAAGGCUGAAGUAUCUGAUGACUCAAAAGGAACUGAAAGAUUAUGAUCUCGUAAUUGAUUCUCAUCCCGAGAAAGCUAAUGUGGUUGCAGAUGCUUUAAGUCAAAAAUAUCUAUUUGUUUUGAGAGCUACAAAUACACAUUUAACACUGGAAGGUGAUGAUUCUGUUGUAGCUGAACUCAGGACUAAACCGUUAUUCCUUCAACAGAUCCGAGAGUUACAAAUGGAAGAUCCAAAGUUAUCCGCCAAAUGGAACAAAUCCAGAAUGACUCGACUAUAA
Gossypium raimondii (Peruvian cotton) is the source of this 840-nucleotide messenger RNA. RefSeq lists its product as uncharacterized. The record is from RefSeq and is a predicted model, not a curated record. Bases 1 to 840 code for a protein of 279 amino acids. The transcript is spliced from 4 exons. Lineage: Eukaryota; Viridiplantae; Streptophyta; Magnoliopsida; Malvales; Malvaceae.